Protopolystoma xenopodis is the source of this 369-nucleotide messenger RNA. NCBI's taxonomy places the organism in Eukaryota, Metazoa, Platyhelminthes, Monogenea, Polystomatidea, Polystomatidae. The record is from the annotation of a GenBank genome assembly.
CAAAGUUUUGCACAUUCUCACGUCUUGCUCUCCCCUCUUACAGAGUUGACCUCAGAGGUGGCCCGACUCAAUCAGGAGCGCACCAAUCUUCAAAUUCUCCUCGACUCUAAAGCAGCCGAACUGCUUACCGUCAGUGGUCAACUGGCAGGAUUACGCAAUCGCCUGCUCGAGGACAACCAGCUUCAGUAUCUUGAGCAGGCGAACGGCGAGGCCCGUAGUCCGCCGAAGCCUGGAAUGUCUGCAAUACAGUCGAAAAGCGGUCCACUCUUGGAAUCCGGCUACAGUCUGGCCCGGCGAAAUUCCGACGAGGGUCGAAGCGCCUACAUACCUAAUUUAGCAGGAGGUGGAAUCUCCUAUCUUCAUUUUUAA